This is a messenger RNA of Gossypium arboreum, 1063 nucleotides long. Its product is annotated as L-ascorbate peroxidase 2, cytosolic. Gene Ontology annotation, molecular function: heme binding; peroxidase activity. Lineage: Eukaryota; Viridiplantae; Streptophyta; Magnoliopsida; Malvales; Malvaceae. The transcript has 10 exons. The record is from RefSeq and is a predicted model, not a curated record. The coding region runs from base 91 to 843 and encodes 250 amino acids. Gene Ontology annotation, biological process: response to reactive oxygen species; cellular response to oxidative stress; hydrogen peroxide catabolic process.
GUGCUUGUGCUCAGCUCGUGCCAUUUCGUGGUUUAAGGGAUUUUUUUCAUUCGUUUCUUCUCACGCUCGAUUACCUUACGAAAAGAGAAAAUGACCAAGUGUUACCCAACUGUGAGCGAGGAAUACCAGAAGUCAGUUGAAAAGGCCAAGAGGAAGCUCAGAGGUCUCAUCGCUGAGAAGAACUGUGCUCCACUCAUGCUCCGUUUAGCGUGGCACUCAGCUGGAACUUUUGAUGUUAAGACCAAGACCGGAGGUCCAUUCGGAACCAUGAAGCAUCCUGAUGAGCUCGCACAUGCUGCUAACAACGGCCUAGAUAUCGCCGUCAGACUUCUCGAGCCGAUCAAGGAGCAGUUCCCUAACCUCACCUACGCUGACUUCUAUCAGCUUGCUGGUGUCGUUGCCGUUGAGAUUACUGGUGGACCUGAAAUUCCCUUCCAUCCCGGAAGAGAGGACAAGCCUCACCCACCCCCUGAGGGCCGUCUUCCUGAUGCUACCAAGGGUUCUGAUCACUUGAGGCAGGUGUUUAGUGCUCAAAUGGGUCUCAGUGACCGGGACAUUGUUGCUCUUUCUGGUGGCCACACUCUGGGAAGGUGCCACAAGGAGAGGUCCGGGUUUGAGGGACCAUGGACUACCAACCCUCUCAUCUUUGACAACUCUUACUUCAAGGAGCUUUUGUCGGGAGAGAAGGAAGGCCUUCUUCAGCUACCAACUGACAAAGUUCUCCUGUCAGAUCCUGUUUUCCGUCCAUUGGUUGAAAAAUAUGCUGCCGAUGAGGAUGCCUUCUUUGCUGACUACACCGAAGCUCACCUGAAGCUCUCUGAGCUAGGAUUUGCUGAUGCAUAAGCUGAUGGUUGCGGAAUAGAAUGAAGCCAACAACAUUUGCCUUCACAAAAUGAAUGUAUUGGGUUUUGUCAUCUCUCAGUAGUUUAUGGGCAGUUGUUGCUUGAUGAAUAUGGGUAUUUGCAGUUUUAUUUUGUUGAACAUGUUGAAUUGAGUUUGUGGGAGAUUUCGAUGGACUAAAAAGCUCUUUCGUAAUAAAUAAUAUACAAUUUAUUCCAUAUAA